AUGCCAGAUGAUCUUACCUCUCCCAACUUCGCAGCUCCAUCCGAUGACGAAGACAACCACCUUCCUCUACAUUCUUUUAAUAUCCUGCCCUCGUCUCCGCGAACUCCAUCUCCUAUCCGAAACAGAGGCAAUCCACACCAUCGAAUUAAAGAUGGCAAUGGCAGGUCAGCAGAAGAAGAAGCAGAUCUCUUACUGUACCUCAGUAGUCCUGCAAAUCCCGCUUCACGGACAAGAAUGCAACCACCAUCUACCCCACCGUCCAGGAAGCUUGAUUUGCCAUCAUCUAUGAUGACCACCCCAAUUUAUAGCGGUGGUCUCUCAAUAUUCGGUGCACCUGCCACGCCUUCACAAGGAUUCGACUUCGCCGACUUUGUCAAUAUCACGCCAAGUCCCGCCCAAACGACUUGGACUCCAAGAGCUGCUAAGACUCCGUUGACUGUUGCACGCAGGCGCUUAACAUUCGAAAACUUUCACGCACCAAAUGCAAGUCCAUCAAGGCGCGAGAGUCCUGCUUCUUCUAAGCACACUGGACUUGGUAUGCAAUUAGGCGGGGAUCUUCUAUCCUGA
Sclerotinia sclerotiorum 1980 UF-70 is the source of this 567-nucleotide messenger RNA. RefSeq lists its product as hypothetical. The transcript has a single exon. Bases 1 to 567 code for a protein of 188 amino acids. Lineage: Eukaryota; Fungi; Ascomycota; Leotiomycetes; Helotiales; Sclerotiniaceae. The record is from RefSeq and is a predicted model, not a curated record.